CUCUCUCACUCUCACUCUCUCUCUCUCUCCCUCCCUCUCUACCUCCCUGCCUCCUUCUCUAGUUUUCUUCAUAUCUUUCCAUCCAGUGCAUCUUCUCCUCAGCCUACUGUACUGGGAGAAUUACAUCAGGCACUUCCAUCCGACCGCCGAUUCAAACUCACACACUCACAGCCCUCAGAUACCCUGGAGGCUGUUGCUGCCUGGCUGACUUUGGGCUCUCAGACAGGUGGAUUUGUUUUUUGCGGAGCGGUGGGUGACAGGGGGGUCUCUCUUCCUGGUUCCUGUGCUCCAGCUCUUGGCACCUCUGGAGAGGGGGAGACACACAGCGGAGCAUCCCAGGAUGGAGUGAGGCGAGGUGGGAGACGAGCGAAACUAGGUCAGCCUCCCGGCUCGGCCCGAAGAUUGGCUCGGGAGAAACUGAAAGUGUGUGUGUGUGUGUGUGUGUGUGUGUUUGUUUUUUGGGUAGAUCUGAGAAGUGCACAGGGACAGGCGGCAGACAUCAGGUGGAGUGUGUGAGUGUUUACGUGUGAGUUUGUGAGUAUACGUGUCAUCGGAUCUAAGAAGUAGUCAGGUUUGAGAGGCGUGUGUGUGUGUGAGUGAGCACUUGUGAGUGUGAGUGUGUGUGUGAGACGAAGCGUUAGCCAUGGGCUGUUCGGCGAGUGUGAUGCUGUUUGAGGGCUUGCGGACGCUGAUGGAGAGGAACUGCAGCUACGUGUGUAAGGCUGUACUCGAACUCCCUGAACCCAUGGAGGACGACGACACCCUCAGCAGGGGAGACUCUCUGCUCUGGACCUCCACAGCUACCCUGGUGAAGCCGAAGAUCAUUGAGCCGCUGGACUAUGAGAGCGUCCUGCUGCAGAGGAAGACUCAGAUCCUCAGCGAUGUCCUCCGAGACAUGCUGCAGUUCCCCCUGGACGACUUCCAGAUGUCCAUGUUGCGGAGACAGGGGCGCACCCUGUACCCCACUGUACCGGAGAACGCCCAGAAAGAGGCCCAGAGUCUGUUCGUCAAAGAGUGUCUAAAGACCUACAACUCUGACUGGCAUGUUGUCAACUACAAGUAUGAAGAUUAUUCUGGAGACUUCCGGCAACUUCCAAAUAAAGUCCCUCGGCCCGAGAAGCUGCCUCAGCACAUAUUUGAGGUGGACGAAGAUGCAGACAAAGAUGAGGACACAGCAUCCCUUGGGUCCCAGAAAGGGGGAGUGUCCAAACAUGGCUGGCUGUACAAAGGCAACAUGAACGGAGCCAUCAGUGUCACCAUGAGAUCCUUCAAGAGGAGGUACUUCCAUCUGGCCCAGCUGGGUGACGGCUCCUACAACCUGAACUUCUACAAGGACGAGAAGAUCUCCAAGGAGCCCAAGGGCACCAUCUUCUUGGACUCCUGCAUGGGGGUGGUGCAGAAUAGUAAGGUGCGGCGCUUUGCGUUUGAGCUGAAGAUGCAGGAUAAGAGCACGUACCUGCUGGCAGCAGACAGUGAGGGGGAGAUGGACGACUGGAUCAACACCCUCAACAAGAUCCUCCACUCCAGCUUUGAGCUUGCCAUGCAGGAGAAGAGGAAUGGGGACCUGCACGACGAUGACGAGCUGGGAAAGUCAGACAUCUCAGCUGGGAAUUUUCAGGACAGUUUCCAGACUGCCAGAGAUAUCGAGACCAAGAUGAGGAACGAGACCCGGCUCAAGCUCUUCACCCUGGACCCCGACACGCAGAAACUGGAUUUCUCAGGCAUUGAACCAGAUAUCCGACAAUUUGAGGAGAAAUUUGGCAAGCGUGUGCUCGUCAACUGCAAUGAUCUGUCAUUCAACCUGCAGAGCUGUGUGACGGAAAAUGAUGAAGGACCUUCCACUAACGUGGAGCCCUUCUUCGUGGUGCUCUCUCUCUUCGACGUGCAGAACAGCAGGAAGAUCUCGGCCGACUUCAACGUGGACCUCAACCACCGGCUCGUCAGGCAGAUGAUCUCUCACCACGGCAACCAGCACAUCAACGGAGACUCGGAGAGCGUGGUGGAGGGGCAGUUCAGCGGGCUGCCAGAGGGGACGCUCAAGUACCCCACACAGGGGGUGUUCUCUGUGACGUGUCCCCACCCUGACAUCUUCCUGGUGGCUCGGGUGGAGAAGGUGCUCCAGGGGGGCAUCGCUCACUGCGCCGACCCCUACAUGAAGAGCUCCGACCCCGCCAAGGUUGCUCAGAAGGUGCUGAAGAAUGCCAAGAUGGCGUGCCACAGGCUGGGCCAGUACAGGAUGCCUCUCGCCUGGGCCGCCAGGCCUGUGUUUAAGGACGCCUCAGGGACCCUGGACAAGAGCGCGUCGUUCUCGCCCCUCUUCAGACAGGACAGCAACAAACUCUCAGAUGAGGACUUAUUCAAACUGCUGGCCGACUUCAAGAAACCAGAGAAGAUGGCCAAGCUUCCGGUGCUGCAUGGCAACCUGGAUGUGACCAUCGAAAGCGUUGCGCCUGAUGUAUCAAAUUGUGUGACCUCCUCGUACAUCCCCGUGAGGCCCUUCGUGUUGAAUGGGAAGAGCGGAGCUCUGAUGGAGGUGGAGGAGUUUGCGCCCUGCAUCGCCAAGUGCUCCCAGCCCUUCACCAUCUACAACAACCACCUCUAUGUCUACCCCAAACUCCUCAAGUAUGACGGACAGAAGUCCUUUGCCAAGGCAAGGAACAUUGCAGUCUGUGUAGAGUUCAGAGAUUCAGACGACGAAGACGCUCAGCCUCUUAAGUGCAUCUAUGGGCGCCCCGGGGGACCCCUCUUCACCAAGCAUGCCUUUGCCGCGGUGUUGCAUCACCAGCAGAAUCCUGAGUUCUAUGAUGAGAUUAAAAUUGAGCUGCCCACUCAGCUUCAUGAGAAACACCACCUGCUCUUCACCUUCUACCACAUCAGCUGCGACAGCAAUGCCAAGAAGAGAGAUGUGGUGGAGACUCAGGUGGGCUCCUCCUGGCUCCCUCUACUGAAGGAGGGCAGAAUAAUCACGAAUGAGCAGCAGAUCUCUGUGGCCGCCAACCUGCCCCCCGGAUACCUCAGCUGCCAGGACGGCAUCAACAAGCACCCAGGCCCUGAUGUGAAGUGGGUAGACAGUGGGAAACCUUUGUUCCGAAUGGCCACUCACCUGGUGUCCACAAUAUACUCUCAGGAUCAGCACCUCCAUAACUUCUUCCAACACUGGCAGAGCAUGGAGAACAUGGAGGCUCAGGCCACAGCUGGAGAGCUGGUUAAGUUCCUCAAGAGCCUCCAUGCCAUGCAGGGUCACGUCAUGAUCAACUUCCUGCCCACCAUCCUAAACCAGCUGUUCCGCGUGCUGACCAGUGCCACACACGAGGAUGUGGCCGUCAACGUGACCAGGGUCAUGGUUCACAUCGUGGCCCAGUGUCACGAGGAGGGCCUGGAGCACUACCUGAGGUCUUAUGUGAAGUAUGUGUUCAGGCCUGAGCCCUACUCUGCCAGCUGCAGUAAGUCUGUACACGAGGAGCUGGCCAAGGCCAUGACCGCCAUCCUCAAACCCUCCACUGACUUCCUCACCAGCAACAAGCUGCUCAAGUAUUCCUGGUAUUUCUUCGAAGCUUUGGUGAAGUCUAUGGCUCAGCACCUGAUGGAAAGUGGUAAGGUUAAACUGUCACGUAACCAGCGCUUCUCAGCCUCCUUCCACCAUGCGGUGGAGACCCUGGUGAACAUGCUGAUGCCCCACAUCACCCAGAAGUACAAGGACAACCUGGACGCAGCCAGGAACGCCAAUCACAGCCUGGCAGUGUUUGCCAAGCGCUGCUUCACCUUCAUGGAUCGGGGCUUUGUGUUCAAGCAAAUCAACAACUACAUCAACUGCUUCAUGCCAGGAGACCCUAAGACACUGUACGAGUUCAAGUUUGAGUUCCUGAAGGUGGUGUGCAACCAUGAGCACUACGUCCCACUCAACCUCCCCAUGCCCUUCGGCAAAGGCAGGAUCCAGAGGUUUCAAGAUCUCCAGCUAGACUACUCCUUGACAGACGACUUCUGCAGGAACCACUUCCUGGUUGGGCUGCUGCUGCGAGAGGUGGGCGGAGCCCUGCAGGAGUUCGGUGAGGUCAGACAGAUCGCCAUCCAGGUGCUGAAGAGCCUGAUGAUCAAACACACCUUCGAUGAGCGCUACGUCUCCAGGAGCCAGCAGGCACGUCUGGCCACCCUCUACCUGCCUCUGUUUGGCCUGCUGCAGGAGAACGUGCACAGGCUCAACGUCAAAGAGAGCUCCCCCCUAAUCAGUAACACCACUAAUGGCAGAGACGACCCUCUCUCCGCCAUCUCCACGGUGACCCCACAGAGACCAGGAGGCAGUCUCGACAACAGCCUGCACAAGGAUGUGUUUGGGGUCAUCUCUGGCACAGCCUCCCCUCACGCAUCCUCCACGCCUAAUAUCAACUCUGUGAGGCACGCAGACUCCCGCGGCUCGCUGAUCAGCACUGACUCUGGCAACAGUCUUCCUGAAAAGACCAACUCUCUCGACAAGACGCAGUCAGCCUCUGCUCUGGGGAGCUCGCUGUUGCGCUGUGAUAAACUGGAGCGAGAAGAGAUCAAGAACCUGCUCAUGUGCUUCCUGAGUGUGCUCAAGAGCAUGUCAGAGGAUGCUCUGUUUACGUACUGGAACAAGGCCUCACCCUCUGAACUCAUGGACUUCUUUACACUGCUGGAGGUGUGUCUCCAUCAGUUCAGAUACAUGGGAAAAAGAUUCAUCGCCAGGAGCCAGGAAGGGGUGGUCUGCGUGUCUGCGGACAGGAAGUCUCUGACUCUGCCUGUUUCUCGCAACAGAACGGGGGCGGUGCACACACGCCUUCACCAGCUGGGCAGCCUGGAAAACUCACACACUAUUAACAACAUGUACUCCCAUGGAGACACAGACCAGUCCAUGCUGGAGGCCAACGUGUCCACAGAGGUGUGCCUGACCGUACUGGACACCCUCAGUGUCUUCAUCAUGGGCUUCAAGACUCAGCUGUGCGCUGACCUGGGACACAACCCCCUGAUGAAGAAGGUGUUCCAGGUGCACCUGUGCUUCCUGCAGAUCCCCCAGUCAGAGACGGCGCUCAAGCAGGUCUUCACAUCACUGCGCACCUUCAUCUACAAGUUUCCGUGUACGUUCUUUGACGGGCGGGCGGACAUGUGCGCGUGGUUCUGCUACGAGAUCCUGAAGUGCUGUAACUCCAAGCUCAGCUCCAUCCGCAGCGAUGCCGCCCACCUGCUCUACUUCCUCAUGAAGAGCAACUUCGACUACACCGGCAGGAAGUCCUUCGUCCGUACACACCUACAGGUGGUCAUUGCAGUGAGUCAGCUGAUCGCUGAUGUCAUCGGGAUCGGAGGGACGCGUUUCCAGCAGUCCCUCUCCAUCAUCAACAACUGUGCCAACAGCGACAAGAACAUCAAGCACACAGCAUUUCCGUCCGACGUGAAGGACUUGACCAAGCGCAUCCGGACGGUGCUGAUGGCCACGGAGCAGAUGAAGGAGCACGAGAACGACCCAGAGAUGCUGGUGGACCUGCAGUACAGCCUGGCCAAGUCCUACACCAGCACACCGGAGCUGCGCAAGACCUGGCUCGACAGCAUGGCCCGCAUCCACGUCAAGAACGGAGACCUGUCCGAGGCGGCUAUGUGUUAUGUGCAUGUCGCUGCGCUGGUGGCAGAGUACCUGAGAAGAAAAGGAAUGUUCCGGCAGGGAUGUUCUGCGUUCCGUGUGGUCACGCCCAACAUAGAUGAGGAAGCGGCCAUGAUGGAAGACGUGGGCAUGCAGGACGUCCACUUCAAUGAGGAGGUACUUAUGGAGCUGCUGGAGGAGUGUGGUGAUGGACUGUGGAAGGCGGAGCGUUAUGAGCUCAUCUCUGACAUCUACAGACUCAUUAUCCCCAUCUACGAACAGAGAAGAGACUUUGAGAAACUGGCCCACCUGUAUGACACGCUGCACAGGGCCUACACCAAGGUCAUGGAGGUCAUGCACACGGGCAAGAGGCUCCUGGGCACCUACUUCAGAGUGGCCUUCUUCGGCCAGGCUGCGGGCUUCUUUGAGGAUGAGGAUGGGAAGGAGUACAUCUACAAGGAGCCCAAGUUCACCCCGCUCUCAGAGAUCUCCCAGCGCCUGCUCAAGCUCUACUCCGACAAGUUCGGUCCCGACAACGUCAAGAUGAUCCAGGACUCUGGGAGGAUAAACCCCAAGGAUCUGGACUCCAAGUUUGCCUACAUCCAGGUGACGCACGUCACGCCGUACCUGGAGGAGAAGGAGCUGGAGGAGCGCCGCACCGACUUCGAGCGCAGCCACAACAUCCGCCGCUUCGUCUUCGAGACGCCCUUCACCGUGUCGGGCAAGAAGCAAGGCGGCGUGGAGGAGCAGUGCAAGCGGCGCACCGUCCUCACCACCACGCACUGUUUCCCGUACGUGAAAAAGCGCAUCGCGGUGAUGUACCAGCACCACACGGACCUGAGUCCCAUCGAGGUGGCCAUCGACGAGAUGAGCAGCAAGGUGGGCGAGCUGCGAGGCCUCUGCUCCGCCAGCGAGGUGGACAUGAUCCGCCUGCAGCUCAAGCUCCAGGGCAGCAUCAGCGUACAGGUCAAUGCGGGUCCUUUAGCUUACGCUAGAGCCUUUCUCGAUGAUGGCUGCCAGAAGAAAUACCCAGACAACAAAGUCAAACAGCUCAAGGAGGUCUUCAGGCAAUUUGUGGACGCCUGUGGUCAGGCCCUGGGUGUGAAUGAGCGCUUGAUAAAGGAGGACCAGCAGGAGUACCAUGAUGAGAUGAAGGCCAACUACAGGGACCUGACCCGAGAGCUGUCCGCCAUCAUGCACGAACAGAUUUUCCCAGUUGAGGACGGGGUGGCAAAAAACGCUCUCUCUGAUUCGCUGCACAUCUUUAAUGCCAUCAGUGGCACACCCGGUGGUGCCACCCUCCACGGCCUGCCCACCACCACCUCCACUGUGUGACCUUUCACCUCUGACCUCUGACCUCUCAGAGAAAGAGAGAAAGACAUAGAGAGACACAUGCUUUAAUGGAAGAGAGGCACAAAAAGACUGGAGUGAAGUUGAAGGGCGAGCAGAAAGAGAGGGAGCAAGAGAGAAAGUAUUACAAAUCCUUUUUCUCUCAGUGACCUCUAUGUAGACUCCCAGUUUCAACAGAUACAAAUAUAUUACUAUCUGAAAAUGAAGGGCAAUUCUUAUAGGCUCUUUUUCCCAGUUGACCUGUGUGACCUUUGAACUGUGAUGGCCUGGUCUCAGUGGCAGAGAUGUGGCCUGGGGGCGGUGCCACAUGGGCAGAGCUUCCCAUUGGCCAGUGACACAAACCCUGAGACUGGACUCAGGACCAUGUGACCGAGAGAGAGAGAGCAAACGUUGGGGACGAGGCGAUUUGUUUGUCUGGAUGCCUCAGUCUCUUUACCAUUUCCUGUGAAGACAGCAUCCCUGCUUGGCUCCCCUAGCAACAGACAACGACCUUCUGUGCCUGUUAAAAGGUCCUGUCCUCCCAAAAACUGACUUUCUGAGAUUUCUCCUGCACUUUUACCAUUAGAAUAUAGCCGUCCUGUGAAACUGGUCAUUCUGUUUGGAUAUACGUUCUUUCUUUGUUGGGGGGGGGGGGUGUAGUUGUGUUGUUUGAGGUGGUAGGCGAUGUUGCAGACUUCACAUGUGCAAGUUUUUACCAGGUAGGGAGAAAAAUGCUCAAUGCCAAGUGACUGUCUUGUUUUUUUUUUUUUUUUUUUUUUUUUUUACACCUGUUUUCUAUCUAACAGGAGAGGAGUGCAAUAUUUUACGUGUCUGUGUGUGUCUGAGCCUCAUAGGCCUUGCUUCCCUCAGAGUCAUGCUCUUUGAACAUCAUCUCUCUUGCCAAAGCAGGAGACCAGCGACUCUGUCGAAGCAGACUAUAGAGUCAGGGCACAGGGAUGGAGGACUUUUAUACCCUUGCAAUGGUGUACUGUAAAUGUCAAAUGGAAUUCAUUUUUUUAUAUUUGAAGUGUCAGAUAGGUUUUUAUAUUUACUAACAGAAUGUUAUUCUUCUGACUGGCGUUACAUCAAGGAAUGAUGUCCUCUCAUACUUCUGUUCUAUUAAAGUUAAGUAUUAUCA
This is a messenger RNA of Clupea harengus (Atlantic herring), 8054 nucleotides long. It is a transcript of the gene dock9b, whose product is annotated as dedicator of cytokinesis 9b. Gene Ontology annotation, molecular function: guanyl-nucleotide exchange factor activity. Gene Ontology annotation, biological process: small GTPase-mediated signal transduction; positive regulation of GTPase activity. The record is from RefSeq and is a predicted model, not a curated record. The coding region runs from base 644 to 6922 and encodes 2092 amino acids. The transcript has 54 exons. NCBI's taxonomy places the organism in Eukaryota, Metazoa, Chordata, Actinopteri, Clupeiformes, Clupeidae.